UUGUAAUCCCCAUUGUCACCACAAUCUUAUGACCCUUCAGACAAAAUAAGUCUUACAUAUCAGCAAAAGGCCCCCAAAACUUUUAACAACAACAAGUUCGUAUUUCAGAACAUUACUGAAUAAAGAAACUAUGGCCGAAAAUAUCUACGACGAGAUCGAAAUCGAGGACAUGACUUAUGACCCAGUUCUACAAAUUUAUCAUUAUCCAUGUCCAUGUGGCGAUCGAUUUGAAAUUGGCAUUGCGGAUCUGAGAGAUGGAGAAGAUAUCGGAGUGUGUCCAAGUUGUAGUUUGAUGAUUAAAGUAAUUUUUGAGGUGGUGAGUUAUAUUCUUUCUGAUGGAGGACUGCGGUUCGAUGCUGGUACGAAGGCAUAUCGUUCAUGACUCCUGAUGCAGAAAAGACAAGAAGAUUCUUGAAUUAUGGAACUAAUACUUGCGACGUAGGAUGAUUUACCAAAGCCAGAAGGAGAUCAAGGUGGUUCUCAAGUGGCGGUUGCGACAUGAGUAGAGUGAUGAGCCGAGGCUGCUUCAUGAUACUUGAUUCAAGUCGAGAAAAUAAUAUUUUACAUCGAGUAGUGAUGGGGGUUUACUGGGGAAGAGGAUGACAGAAGGAU
Molecule: messenger RNA, 612 nt
Organism: Sclerotinia trifoliorum
Lineage: Eukaryota; Fungi; Ascomycota; Leotiomycetes; Helotiales; Sclerotiniaceae
Source: the annotation of a GenBank genome assembly